UUGUCCCUGAGAAGAGAGAAGAUGAUGAGUGAUGCAAGUGACAUGCUUGCUGCGGCUCUGGAGCAGAUGGAUGGCAUUAUAGCAGGUUCGAAGGCGCUGGAGUACUCCAACGGCAUCUUUGACUGCCAGUCCCCCACCUCUCCCUUCAUGGGGGGCCUGCGGGCUCUGCACCUGGUGGAAGACUUGCGGGGCUUGCUGGAGAUGAUGGAAGCGGAUGAGAGGGAGGGGCUGCGCUGCCAGGUCCCAGACUCGACAGCAGAGGCUCUGAUUGAAUGGCUCCAAAGUCAAAUGACUAAUGGACAUAUAUCUGGGAAUGGAGAUCUGUAUCAAGAAAGGCUGGCUCGUCUGGAAAAUGAUAAGGAAUCUCUUGUUCUGCAAGUAAGUGUGCUUACAGACCAGGUGGAAGCCCAAGGAGAAAAGAUUCGGGAUCUAGAGUUCUGUCUAGAGGAGCACAGGGAGAAGCUGAAUGCCACAGAAGAGAUGCUGCAGCAGGAGCUUUUAAGCAGAACAUCCCUUGAAACUCAGAAGCUGGAUCUCAUGGCAGAGAUUUCCACUCUGAAGUUAAAGCUUACAUCUGUAGAGAAGGAUAGAUUGGACUAUGAGGACAGAUUCAGAGACACAGAGGAUUUGAUCCAGGAAAUAAAUGAAUUGCGGUUGAGAGUGGGAGAAAUGGACAAUGAAAGGCUCCAGUAUGAGAAAAAACUGAAAACGACCAAAGAUGAGCUAGCAGCUUUGAAAGACAAACUAGAGCAGAAGGAAGCCGAGGUAAAAAGGUUGCAAGAAAAAUUGGUUUGCAAGCUGAAAGGAGAAGGAAUUGAAAUACUGGACAGAGAUGAAAAUUGUAAAAAGAAGCUCAAAGAUAAAAAUAUAGAAGUACAGAAAAUGAAGAAGGCGGUAGAAUCUCUAAUGGCAGCAAAUGAAGAGAAGGAUCGAAAGAUAGAAGAGCUUCGGCAAUCUCUGAAUAGGUACAAGAAGGUUCAAGACAUGGUGAUAUUGGCUCAAGGUAAAAAAGGGAAGGAAAGUGAUGGUGAAGACUUCUUGAAUUCAGGGUCUGUUUCCACGGUUUUAUUGGACACACCAAGUCUGACUGACCCAGAGAAAAGCCCAUCCCCAACCCCAGUAACAGCAUCUCCAAUCCACGAUGAGUUUAACCUGAAUAUUCAUGAAGAGAAUUCCUUACAGAUCCACACCAGUAUUUUACAGAUUUCAAUCCCUUCUUUUUCAUCCACAUCCAAAAGCUCAGAAACUGUUGCAGAGAAAGUGAAAACACAGCCUAGGCCAGAUCCUGCAAGUGAAAUGAGUGAAGGAAGGUCAACAGGUUCCUGCCCAGAAACUCAGCUGUGUGAUAGUCCAGUAACUACUUCUCUGCAGAAGUCCAGCAGUCUGAGCAGUUUGAGAAAAGAGACAUCUGAAGUGGACAGAGACUCCGCACAGAAGCCAACAGAGGUUAAACCUCCUGUGGAAGGUAAUAAUUUUGCAACCCUCCCUCCAAAGUCUCCUUCUCAUGGUGGCACAGGCGACGAAGAUAGUUUUGGUACCCGUAAAGCCAGAUCUUCGUUUGGACGAGGCUUUUUCAAGAUAAAAAAUAACAAGAGGACCGCGAGUGCCCCCAAUCUGGCUGAAACGGAGAAGGGAUCUGCAGAUCACUUGGAUCUGGCUGGCUUGCCCCCUCGCCCAAAAGAAACGGAUAGUCUACAGAUGACUCCACCUUCUCCAGAUUCCAAGAAAAAGGCCAGAGGGAUCAAGAAGUUAUUUGGAAAACUUAAGAGAAGUCAGUCUACUACCUUCAACCCAGAUGACAUGUCCGAGACGGAGUUCAAAAGAGGAGGGACAAGAGCAACGGCAGGGCCACGACUGGGCUGGUCUCGAGACCUGGGGCAGUCUCACAAUGAGCUGGACAUGCCAUUCGCAAAGUGGACGAAAGAGCAGGUUUGCAACUGGCUCCAGGACCAAGGGCUAGGCUCUUACAUUAGUAAUGGCAAACACUGGAUACUGUCUGGGCAAACGCUUCUGCAGGCUUCUCAGCAGGAUCUGGAAAAGGAGCUUGGGAUAAAGCACCCACUGCAUCGGAAGAAGCUUCAGCUUGCUCUGCAGGCACUUGGGUCUGAAGAGGAAAACAAUCAUGGAAAACUGGAUUACCACUGGGUUACCAGGUGGCUGGAUGAUAUUGGCCUCCCCCAGUAUAAGACCCAGUUUGACGAAGGAAAGGUGGAUGGCCGAAUGCUCCAUUACAUGAGCGUG
Molecule: messenger RNA, 2241 nt
Organism: Pelecanus crispus (Dalmatian pelican)
Lineage: Eukaryota; Metazoa; Chordata; Aves; Pelecaniformes; Pelecanidae
Source: RefSeq, a predicted model, not a curated record